UCCCGCUCCAUCCGCAUCCUUCCACCCCCCACCGGCAAGACCACAUUCCGCGCUGCCGUCGCCAUGUGGGACGAUGAAGACAACAACCCAUACGGCUCUUUUGCCCGCCACGACUCCAAUUCCUCCCAUGUUCCCGGCCUCUCCUCCCCCAGCUCAUUGCCCUACCGCCCCGCCACGCCGCCGUCAGACCCGGACUCCCCCGCCUUCGAUGCCACAGAUUACAAUCCUCAACGCGCCAUGAGCGAUGUCGACUACGACGACGACGAAGACGAUGGGGGCUUCUCGGGCGCCGAUCAGCAAGGCUCCGGCGCAACCGUUGGCCCCGCCCACCCGCCUCAUAGAAAGGGUCGCUACGACAGCCGCGUCGAGGAAUGGCUAUACGAGAAUCCCGAUUCUUCCAUCCUCAUCACUUAUGCCGGCAAGAAUCUCGAGGGAGGCGGCGGAUAUAUUGCCUACACCAUAAGCACAGGGGGCAUCGAAGUGCGGCGCAGAUAUUCCGAAUUCGCCUCGUUGCGCCAAACCUUGGUCAACCUUCACCCAACCCUCAUCAUCCCUCCUAUACCCGAGAAACACACCAUGGCCGACUAUGCUGCCAAACCUACAAAAGCAAAGGAGGAUGCAGGCAUCAUCGAGUUGAGGAAGCGCAUGCUCGCCGUUUUCCUGAAUCGUUGUCGCAAGAUGUUCGAUGUGCUCGACGACGGCGUGUUUUGGCGCUUCCUUGAUCCUCACACUGGCUGGAAUGAGCUCCUCAAUUCACCACCCGUCUCCAACAUCCCCAAACAGGUCCUCAAAGCACCCCCGCUCGACACCGCAAACCCAUCUCAAGCUCAUAGCUACCUCCCUGUCCCCUCAUCGUCCGCGAAGCUCAAGUCCAAUAGCGCUACCUCAUCGUCGGGAACCCCCACCUCGCCGCCGAACUAUGCCGCUCAGCCAUCCGUCGCCGCCCAUACUAUCACCGGUCCGCAAAUCUUCGGCCGCUUUCCCCCAGAGACAAAGAGUUUAUCCGAGGAGGAACUAGAUCCAUAUUUUGUCAACUUUGAAUCGUCCUCAAAAGAGCUGGAGAGCUUGCUGCAAGGCAGCAUGGAGAAGAUGAAUCGGCGCACACUCUCACAUCUCGUAGCGCUGGGUGAUGAUUUGGCAGAAUUGGGCGCCCGCUUUAACGCUUUUUCGCUUUCUGAGCAGUCUCAGUCCCUUGCGGCAUCGAUCGAGAAGACCGGGCAAGCGGUGGAUUCAACCUACAUUGCGACGGCAGAACUUUCAUCAUCUCUGAGUGCCAGUUUUGCUGAGCCGAUGCGCGAAAGCGCGCAGUUCGCCGGUGUGGUGCGCAGCGUGCUCAGGUACCGCGUUCUCAAGCGCAUACAGGAGGAAAUGACCAAAGACGAAUUGGAAAAGAAGAAGGCGCUCUUAGAUUCGCUUGAACGGAGCGAAGCCGAGGCGAAGCGUUUGGAAGAGCACCUCAGCGGGGCCAGCGUUUACAACCCACCGCGCGCGCGAUCAACGUCGGAGAGCUCGCAGCGUAGCAACCAAGAGCGCCGGCCUGAAGAGGACACGGCAUCCAUCGACUCCGACUUCCCACCUACCCAUGGCGAUCGCGACCUUCACCCUUCAGCCUCGCAAGGCACCCCUGAUCCCCCGUCUUCUGCCAGUCCGCACAAAAAAAGUGCUAGCGGCAACUUUGUAACCAACAAGCUUUUUGGGCCAAUAACGCAUGCGUUCAGGGGCAUGGCGGAUGUAGACCCGGAGAGAACGCGGAGAGACCAGAUGGGCAAGACGAGGGAAAGUCUGCAGCAGCUCGAACAAGCGUUGCAAGUUGCGGAGAAGGACACAAAAGACGCAAGUACCGGCGUACUUAAAGAUUUACGCCGCUUCCAAGAGGAAAAAGAAAACGAUCUCAGGCGGUACAUGAUGGAAUUCGCACAGUGCCACAUAGAUUGGGCACGCCGUAGUCAGGCCGCGUGGGAGGAAGCCAAAGUCGAAGCGGGCAACAUCCAGGCCGAUAUCCCUAUUGAUCAGUAGAUAGCUAUUUUGUUGUAAAGUAAUGACAUGCAUGCAUCGCAAGUCCGGAGAGUGCUGGAGAAUUAAUACCUUUUG
Periconia digitata is the source of this 2091-nucleotide messenger RNA. The record is from the annotation of a GenBank genome assembly. NCBI's taxonomy places the organism in Eukaryota, Fungi, Ascomycota, Dothideomycetes, Pleosporales, Periconiaceae.